AUGCCGCCGCGGGAAGCGGCGCUACUCCUCCUCGUGCUCUGCGUGCAACUCGGAACAUCAAGCUCUACAACUACAUGUCUUGCAUCAUACUUAUUCGGAUUCUGGAGUAGAACCCAUCAGCAUCGCUUUCCUGCCCUAGCCCCUGGCCCAGCCCCUUCUCCUCAACCUCAAGGCCCCAUUAUUGCUCACCCAGUGCAUAGGCAUCACAGAAGAAGGCAUCAUGCUUCCCCACCACCUUCAUCGUUUUCGCCAGAAAGACAAGAUUGCAGCAGAACAACUUGUUCUGCUCCACUUACGUCGACUCCAAUUGGUUCACCCUGUGGUUGUGUAUAUCCUAUGCAAAUUCAGCUUGAUCUUGGCGUGGCACCGUAUCAAUUAUUUCCCAGAAUUGAUGAGUUAGAAAUUGAGGUUGCAGCAGGUACAUUCCUGAAACAGAGUCAAGUUCGGAUAAUGGGUGCUGGGAGUAGUCUUCAAGAUCCUGAAAAAACAACAGUAACCAUCAAUUUGGUGCCAUUAGGCCAGAAAUUUGAUAGGACUUCAGCCUUACUGAUUAGCAAUAGAUUUUUGCAAAAGAAGGUUCCAAUAAACUCAUCCGUUUUUGGUGACUAUGUUGCUACAUAUGUUCAUUAUCCAGGCCUUCCUUCUUUAGUACCUAUUCCUGGAUCCUUGGGUCCAGUAAGCAGUAACGAGGACCCUUUUAGUGCAAAUAUACACAAUAGAAGCCAUCACAAGAUUAACUCUAAAAUGGUUGCCAUAAUUGCUCUGUCAGCUGUGGUUUUUGUUUUGACGUGCUUGGCCAUUGGCAUCGUUUGGAGAUUCAAUGGACUAAAACAUUCUCAUGCUACGGGCCCGAUUUCAAGUUCUUCCAUCACUAGAAAAGGAGCUAUGAGGUUAUCGUUCUCUGGUACAAGCAGCUCGGCAGCAUCAUUUGCUUCAACAAUAGGAACCUGCCCAUCCACCGUAAAGACAUUUACAAUAACUGAGCUUGAGAAGGCCACAGAAAACUUCAGCUUCAGCAAAAUAAUAGGUGAAGGGGGUUAUGGACGUGUUUAUCGCUGUGUAAUUGAAGAUGGUGUUGAGGUUGCUGUCAAAUUGCUCACAAGGAAACAUCACAACAGAGAUCGCGAGUUCAUUGCAGAGGUUGAGAUGCUAAGUCGUUUACAUCACCGCAAUCUUGUCAAGCUGAUUGGUAUAUGCAUUGAACGGAGCACGAGGUGCUUGGUAUUUGAGCUUGUUCCAAACGGAAGUGUUGAAUCUCAUCUACAUGGUUCAGAUAAAAUAUAUGGCUCGAUUGAUUUUGACACUAGAAUGAAAAUAGCCCUCGGCGCAGCAAGGGGACUAGCCUAUCUGCAUGAGGAUGCCAACCCUCAUGUCAUUCACCGGGAUUUUAAGGCUAGCAAUGUUCUAUUGGAAAACGAUUUCACACCCAAGGUUGCUGAUUUUGGGCUGGCAAAGGAAGCAUCAGACGGGAUGGAUCAUAUUUCUACUCAGGUCAUGGGGACUUUCGGGUACGUUGCCCCAGAGUAUGCGAUGACAGGGCAUCUGCUUGUCAAGAGCGACGUCUACAGCUACGGUGUGGUGCUCCUCGAGCUGCUGUCAGGCCGAAAACCCGUGGACAUGACACAGCCACCGGGGUCCGAGAACCUGGUCACCUGGGCGCGCCCGCUCCUCUCCACCCGGGAAGGACUGCAGCGGCUGGUGGACCCGUCGCUCCCGGCCGGUUACGACUUCGAGAAGCUGGCCAAGGCGGCGGCCAUCGCGUCCAUCGGCUCGUUCGCGGGUGGCGCGACCGAGGAGUCCCCGUGGAACGACGUCAGCAGGAGCUCGUGGAACGACGACCCACCGGCCACCCCGGGCCCUGCGCUCCCCCUGGGAUACGGCUCGGACCCUGCCGGCGCCGACGAGCGGAGGCCACGGUCGGCGUCGAACGCGGUGCUGGACAAGAUCGAGUCCUUGGCGAUGUACGACUGGUCCGGCCCCCUGCGCACCAAGGGGAGGCACAGCUUCUACAGGCUGAGGGGGAGCAUGAGCGAGCACGGUCGCCCCUCGGACGACGGCAGCGUCGAAGGUUACUUGAUGUAG
Messenger RNA from Miscanthus lutarioriparius, 2082 nucleotides. Lineage: Eukaryota; Viridiplantae; Streptophyta; Magnoliopsida; Poales; Poaceae. The record is from the annotation of a GenBank genome assembly.